This is a messenger RNA of Funneliformis geosporum, 513 nucleotides long. NCBI's taxonomy places the organism in Eukaryota, Fungi, Glomeromycota, Glomeromycetes, Glomerales, Glomeraceae. The record is from the annotation of a GenBank genome assembly.
AUGGAACUUUCUUUAGAGAAACGAUAUGAAAUUGUCUUUUUACGUGAGCACCCAGCUGGUCCAAAGUUUAGUUUUAGAUUUAUUGCUAAGCAGGUAUGUUGUAGUAAGUCUACAGUUAUUUAUUGGGUUAAAAGAUAUCAUGAAAAUCGGGACCUAAGUACUUCAGAAAGACUGGGGUGGUAUUAUGUAACAUCUGCGAAACAAGAUGAUAAGAUUGUAAAGAUGGCAGAGAAAGAACAUAAUAUAACAACCAUUCAAAUACAAGAAAAAAUGGAAGAAAGAGGUGUUGGGAUUAGUGUAGAAACAGUUUGGCAGUUUCCUGGUAGAAAAAAAGUGUUUCGUUCUGUUAAGUAUUCACCAAAAGUUUAUGUUUGGGGAUGUUUUUCUGCUUCUGGAUUUGAUAAGCUAUUUUGCUUUCAGAGAAAUAUUAAUGCUGAAUUUAUGUGUACUAUUUAUGAGCAGGGUCUUCUGGCUUCCAUCUCUAAACUUUUUGGUGAAGGUAACAUAGAUUAG